CAAAAGAGAGCAAGAGGUUCCAGAGGAAUCGUAAGCCAUGAAGAUCAGACAUUUUGCCCUUCUGUGUACCCUCAUUAUAUUCUCUCAACUGCUACAAACUCACUGUGAAAAUCCAAAGGACAGGAAAAAUGUGAGGGCAGAUGCUGGAAAAGGUAGAAGGACAGAAGCUGCAUCUGAUAACCAAAAUGGAAGGAGUCAGAAAAACCGAGGAGCAAAAGGUUCCCAUAAAGGCAAGUUUACUACUAAAGAGAAGUCUGAGUGUACCUGGACACUAAAUGAGGCAGAGACUGCUACCUUGAAAAUAGAUUGUAAAAGCAAGGAAGAUACCUUCUCAUGUGAAUUUUCAGGUAAUCCUUCUACGUGUCCACAGUAUGCAAAAAACCAGAAGGCUUUCUGGAAGCAAAUUACUAGGUCUCUAAAGAAACAGAAGAACAUAUGUAAGGAUCCAAAGAGUAUCUUAAAAUCUAAACUCUGCAAGACAGGACCACCAACUGCUCACCUUAGGCUGGUAACACUAGCAUCACAAAAUCCAAAAGAAGAGAAGCCAAGUCAUCAUGCAAAGGAAGAUAGUCUGCCAGCAGAAAACAAGCCAGGGAAAGCAUCCAGUGACUGUGUUGAAGAAGAGGAUUAUAUUGACCAGAGAAAGGUGGCUGAAGAAUACUGUGGAGAGUCAUGGCUAUCUCUUUGCAACUUCUUUGUUGCAAUGAUUCAAGAUAAAAAAUGCAAUUAGAAAGGCAAGAAUUUGGCAAAGUUCCUUGAGUUCCUACAUACAAGGCUGUAUCUCGAACAGAACAAAGGAUUGUAAAUAGCACUUUAUUAAUGUGUCUGGUCAGCAACUAUUAUUCUUGGAAACUCAGUGUGAGGAGAAUGGGGAGAGUGAUUCUCUCUCAUUCUCAGAAUGAACUUUUGAGAAAUCCCAUUACAAUGAUGAUUGAUCUCACCCACACCCCCUUUUUCCACUAUGAAACAUUGUGGAAGUAGGGUGAGUCAUAAGAUGCAAUUCAAGAAGAAAGAAUUGACUGAGUGGCUCCCAGCUGUUGGUGUCUAGAUCUUAUCUAAGGGAAACUAUGAAAUGAGUAUUUAAAGGUCUUCUUGGACUUUCAUGUUGUUUUCCCUAGAAGACACUGUUUUUCAAGGCACAAAGAUGCAGUGAAUCAUACUCAUUUCACCAGCAGAGAUGAAAUGAUUUAUAUAAUGUGCAAAUGUUUUCCUUCGGAUGUUACAAACUCUCUUUGAAACAUAUAUAUGCAUUAUACUUUGUGGGACAUCCUUCUCUUCACAUGUGUAUUUCUUGCUGAAUUGAUCUCAGUGCUGUAUACUUUUUGAUACUUUUAAGUUUAGAAUAGCUAAAAAUAAAAGCAUAUGCCUUUUAAAGCUUUUUCCAUGUGUGCUAACCAUUUCUGUCUGUGUGGAAUUAUGGAUAUACUCUUAGUACUCCUAC
Varanus komodoensis (Komodo dragon) is the source of this 1441-nucleotide messenger RNA. RefSeq names its product fibroblast growth factor binding protein 1 (gene FGFBP1). The transcript has 2 exons. The record is from RefSeq and is a predicted model, not a curated record. Gene Ontology annotation, biological process: cell-cell signaling. Gene Ontology annotation, molecular function: growth factor binding. The coding region runs from base 38 to 730 and encodes 230 amino acids. Lineage: Eukaryota; Metazoa; Chordata; Lepidosauria; Squamata; Varanidae.